Molecule: messenger RNA, 1506 nt
Organism: Penaeus vannamei (Pacific white shrimp)
Lineage: Eukaryota; Metazoa; Arthropoda; Malacostraca; Decapoda; Penaeidae
Product: zwei Ig domain protein zig-8
Biological process (GO): synapse organization
Cellular component (GO): neuron projection membrane
Source: RefSeq, a predicted model, not a curated record
GCAAAAGGAGGUUGUCGCCGCUCCUCCGCGCUCUCUCUCGUGACUGUUGCGUCUUUGUACAGUGAUCAGCUUCAUUGUCUGAACUUUGUGAUAGGCCUAAAGCACGAAAAUAAAAAAAGGAAAUCGACAUGACAGCUCUUAUCUGAAGGAUGUCCAGAAUGCGACUGUCGUUCUCCUGGACUUCGAAACUGCAAAACUCUAUGAUAAUGGACCACUUGUGAUAAUUCUAUAAAUAGAAGAAAACAGAUGAAUAACAUCCUUACAUAGUCUUGAAUAACACUUGGAAAUAAGAGAACAAUUAUAAGUGGUUGAUUCAUUUUUUUAUGAUCUUUACUGGCCAUAGACUGCAGCCCAUGUCUAAAGUGCACAUUGACACGUUUAGGACCUAAUCCAAGUUACAUUUCCACCUCGACCGUCACACAAGCUGCGUCUCAGGAAAGUGGUCUUGCCAUGGGGUGCCACGGCGGGUCAGGGUGUGUGGCACGCUGUGUGUCUAUAAUGCUCGUCACUGUCUUCAAAGCAAGCACGACCUUGGGAACUGGUUUAAUCGACAUGGAAUACCCGGAAUUAUCUACCGCCCCGUACUUCAUGGCCGUUGGGAACCGGAAUGUAAACACGACGGUCGGACAGACGGCGUAUCUCCACUGUCGCGUGGCGCAGAUCGGCGACAUUGCGCAAGUCUCUUGGAUUCGGAAGCGGGAUCUGCACGUCAUCAGCUCAGGCAGCGUGGUCUUCGCGUCCGACCAGAGGUUCCAGGUGCUGCACCCGGAGAAGUCUGAGAACUGGACACUGCAGAUCAAGUACGCCCAAGAGAGAGACUCCGGCGUGUACGAGUGCCAGAUCAACACUGAACCAAAGAAUAUUCUGUCGUACUCUCUCACGGUGGUUGAGUCCCGCGCGCUGAUCCAGGGUCCCAGCGUCGUGAAGUCAGGAAGCACCAUCAACCUCACCUGCUCCGUCAGCCAGGCGGGGAUGGAAGGACUCGUGUACUGGUACCGCGACCAAGAGAUCCUGGACUACGAGGGCCCGGUGUCCAUCCUGACGCAGGAGACGCCGGAGGGAACCACGUCGCGCCUCACCAUCAGGGACGCCGCGCCCUCGGACUCCGGCAACUACACCUGCUGGCCCACCUCGGCGCUCCCCUCCUCCGUGCUCAUCAACGUCGUCCUCGAAGGAGAGCAGCCCGCGGCCAUGCAGACGGGGGUGGGGGCGCACACCUGUCCUGCGUCGCACCUGCUGUGGGUGCUCUUGCUGUCUCUCGCCCUCUCCCUGCUGCCGAGGCCCAGAUGAUAAACCCGAGAGAGAAGGGGAGAAGUGCAGAAUUACAACAGAAGUGUGAAUCAAGUGACAGCGAGACGUCAUCCUCAGAGAAGACGUCAUCCUCGAACCAUGACUUCAUCCUCAAACCAGAUGUCAUCCUCAAAGCUGACGUCAAACGUCACCCUCGAACCAUGACGUCAUCCUAGAACCAUGACGUCAUCCUCAAAGCAGACGUCAUCCUCAAAC